UUUCCUCUUCCAAAACUCCUUCCAUCCCUUUCCCUUGAGGACUAGAAAAGAUGAUCAUUCCAGUGCGUUGCUUCACCUGUGGAAAGGUGAUAGGGAAUAAAUGGGACACGUAUCUUGACCUUCUUCAGGCUGACUACACCGAAGGAGAUGCUCUUGAUGCACUAGGUUUGGUUCGGUACUGCUGUCGGAGGAUGUUGAUGACUCAUGUUGAUCUUAUUGAGAAGCUUCUUAACUACAACACUUUGGAGAAAUCUGAGGGCAGUUGAUCAGGGUUCUGGAGGAUUCUUCUUAGGAGACAGUGUGGCAUUUGUAUGAAGUAAAAGAAUUUACAUGUAGCACAAUCUAUGUAAUGUGUACUUGUCGUCCUUGCAGCUUACCAUGUGAUGAGUUGGUAAUUUUGACUACUGCUGCCUAGCUUAUGAUUCUGAUUUUGCUACUUGUGUCCCAUCUUAUAAUGUUUUCUGUUACAGUUUGGUAAAAGAUUUGGUAUCUCGUAAGGGCUUAACAUUCGUAAUUAUUCUCUCUCUCUCUUGCCCGUAUAGGGAUUUACAUCAA
Molecule: messenger RNA, 555 nt
Organism: Coffea eugenioides
Lineage: Eukaryota; Viridiplantae; Streptophyta; Magnoliopsida; Gentianales; Rubiaceae
Product: DNA-directed RNA polymerases I, II, and III subunit RPABC5
Exons: 4
Coding region: 51-266 (71 amino acids)
Biological process (GO): tRNA transcription by RNA polymerase III; transcription by RNA polymerase II; transcription by RNA polymerase I
Cellular component (GO): RNA polymerase II, core complex; RNA polymerase III complex; RNA polymerase I complex
Molecular function (GO): zinc ion binding; DNA-directed RNA polymerase activity; DNA binding
Source: RefSeq, a predicted model, not a curated record